Messenger RNA from Thelazia callipaeda (thelaziosis nematode), 480 nucleotides. The record is from the annotation of a GenBank genome assembly. Lineage: Eukaryota; Metazoa; Nematoda; Chromadorea; Rhabditida; Thelaziidae.
AUGAAUCAGAAGCAUAAAACGCCAUGUCGCGCAGAUGUCGCUUGGAUGUUCCAACAGUGGGAUGGUAACAAUGACGGAGAACUGGACUUGAAGGAGUUGGCACCCCUGGAGAUGGACUCCAACGAAAAAUGUUUGAAAGUGUUUAUUGACCACUGUGACACGGAACCUGGCAGUGAUAACGUGAUUACGUUGGAGGAAUGGUGCGAUUGCUUUACGUGGGCUGAUGAUGAUCGUCACGAACCACCAUGUCACGCAGCAAAACAUGAACAAGAUCCCCACAGAUUAGGUGCAUUUCAUCCACGUUGUACAUUAGAAGGAUAUUAUAAAGCCGAACAAUGCCAUGAAAAUUUCUGCUGGUGCGUCGAUAAAUAUGGUCGAGAAUUUGACCAGUCUCGGGUGAAAGGUCGUCUUCCUGAUUGCGGACAAUAUGCAAGCGAAUUGAAUCAAAAAGAAAGAGAAGAGCUCGUCGCCGAAUUGUAG